Lasiosphaeria miniovina is the source of this 5892-nucleotide messenger RNA. RefSeq lists its product as uncharacterized. Bases 371 to 5818 code for a protein of 1815 amino acids. Lineage: Eukaryota; Fungi; Ascomycota; Sordariomycetes; Sordariales; Lasiosphaeriaceae. The transcript has 4 exons. Gene Ontology annotation, molecular function: protein binding. The record is from RefSeq and is a predicted model, not a curated record.
CUGCAGUUCUGUUCUGUCGGCAGAUCAUAACUUGGGCUUUGUCAGCAACUCGGACCACUAGAAACAGCAGCCAGACGCAGCCAAAAUGCAGCACAACCCCGCACAGGACCACCACUUCAGCAGAGGCAUGCUAGUCUCCCCCACGCAGUACAUAUCCUUGCAAUCUGUCAGCGAUUGGAAACGCAAAGCCUGUUAAGCCUUUUCCAUUGCUGAAUCAGGCCAGAUGUGCAUCCAUUGGGCUGCGCCAUACUCCAAGACUGGAGUGAAUCGCUUCUUCUCUUCGCAACUACGUUCAGACUCAUUGCAUAUUCCACUCACCACUACCUGGGCUGACUGUUUGCACUAGAAACAACGUCUAUACGAUUACAAAAUGCGAUCCCAGCUCCUCCAACGCCUGGCUAAGGUCAAGGCGAAAGUUAGCUUCGCGAAAACAAGCGAGGACGGGGGAGGCAUCCCCAGCGGCCAAGGGGGGGGUACUAGUAGCAUUUCGCUCCCACCAACUCCCGCCACGUUUUUAAAGAACGAUAACGACAUGGCCCAUGGAAUCCAUGACCCAGACACCGUCGUCAGCAACAUUGCACGCGCGUCGCCCACUCCUCCAGCACGACUUUGGGAAUCCGCCUACGCCAAGCUUCUCGCCAAUCCCGAGCUCGCCUCGCUCGUUGAAACAUUUCAACAGCGGCUAGGCGAGUAUGGCGAGAUCAAUCCAGUGACUACAGACACGACGGCGCUCGAGGCAAGUGAAGUGGACGCGGCGACACGACAGCUGCUACGAACCCAGCAACUUGCCCACGCCAAGCUUGAACGACUCUCAGACACAUAUCUCUCAUUCCAAGUUGGACAGAGGAAGAUUGUCGUUCGAGAACAGGUCUCCAAGGUGGUGAAAUUCGUGUUAAAGUUCAAGGAUGUGAUUUCUUCAGCCAUCUCAGCGGAGCCGCAUGCUGGGCUGGCCUGGGCCGGUAUUUUAGUGAUCCUCCCUAUGUUGGAAAAUAUAUCCAAGCAAGAUGAGGACGCCUUGGCAGGCGUGGAGCUACUUUCGUUGUGGCUUGUGCGAUAUCGUCUGAUCGAGGACGAAGUUAUAAGUUCCACUGAUAAGCCCUACGGGCGGCAGAAUGAAGAGGCUGUCACGACAAAACUCGAGACGCAAAUUAUUGAGCUCUAUUCCGACAUAUACGCUUAUCUUAUGAGGGUCGUCGUCGAGUACACCCGUGCCAAGCCCAUCAUGAUGAUGAGUAAGGCUGUCUGCCGGUACGAUUGGGUGCAAAUGGUAAAAGAGAUGAAGAAUAAGGAGGAAGAAAUAUGGAAAAGCCACGCCAUCCUAUCUUCCAUAGCUGUGAAACAGAGCCUUGAGACUCUGGCGGUUAGCAACGAUGCACUGAAGGAUCUCAUGCAGGCUACUGUGGCGACGGUCAAUGCAUCGUAUGACUUCAGCCUGCUUACUUCCAUCCAAUCGGCAGAUCAAGCCUUAUUCGACUCUCGAGAGGUCCGCAAACAAGGCAAAUGCCUCCCCGGAACCCAAUGCGCCACACUUGAUGCCAUCGGAGAUUGGUUGGACGACCCGGAUAGCGAAGUCAUAUUUUGGUUGCAUGGGAUGGCCGGUACCGGGAAGACUAGUAUUACUCGCACGGUUGCCGACGCGCUUGACGAAGGAGUACCUUUUCGACCUCUUGGGUCCAUGCCUCGGAUGGCUGUUCUAGGGGCGAGCUUCUUUUUCCGCCUAACUAACGAGAGAAUGGAUCCUGUGGAAAUACUGUUUUUCACCACACUCGCCAGCAGCCUGGCCCAGCGGACACCGCUGCUCCAGGAGCAUGUCAUCCGAGCCAUCAGCGAGGAGCGCCGUUUCGCUGGCAAGGACCCCUCCUUCCAGAUGGACCAUCUUAUUCUCAGGCCACUCUUAUCGCUAAGCAGCAAAACAGAAGGCCAGAUGCUGGUCCCGGUACGACUGGUGAUAGUCGUUGACGCCCUGGACGAGUGCAGCGAUGACGUUGAGGCUCAGAGAAUCAUCGAAAUACUUGGGAAGCUCAGAGAGUUGGAUGGCCAUAUUCAAGUUCGGGUCUUGAUCAUCAGCCGCCCAGAGCAACACAUCAAAGACGCCAUUACGGACCAGGGUGCCCGCUUCUUAACUCUAACCAAGGUUCCCCCCUCGGGUCCAGGAGAUGGGGGCAAGGAUGAUAUUACGGUAUUCCUCGAGCAUGAGCGACGUCGGAUCGCUAAGAGCCGCAAGCUCCGACCUAACUGGCUCUGCGACGAAGAUAUCGCUCAACUCCGAGAGAUGGCCAAUGGCCUAUUUAUUCACGCCGCAACUGCUUGCCGCUUCUUGGAUUGCCGACUUGAGCCCGAGUCACGCCGGGAGCGACUUAGUAGUGUUCUUUCAGGUGGUUUGGGGGACGGCACGCCACAAGCUAGCCUCGACAUCAUUUACCGCCAAGUCCUUGGCUUUCGCACAAAGGAUCUUCGUACAGAAGCUGAAAAGCAACGUGCGUUUCGAGACCUCCGGCGUAUUCUAGGCACUGUCGUGGUCGUGUUCGAACCAAUCACAAAACCGGCACUCGUCAGUUUCUCUUCAGACGAUCAAGGAGCUAUGUUCUCGGAUGAAUGGCAAGAAGCGGUACGGUUUGCUCUCGACUACCUUCAUUCCGUCCUCCAUGUUCCUCACAGUAACUCCAGACCUCUGGAACUCGUCCACUUGUCAUUUCGCGACUUCCUCCUCGACGAAGAGAGGGCAGAACACGACUUUUUCAUUGCUGAGUUCACAGCCCACGAAUAUAUCCUUUCGAAAUGUCUCUCGGUGCUCCGACUUGAGCUUUUUCAGGAUAUGUGUAAGCUUCAAAACCUAGGAACUCUGACUUCCGAUCUAUCUCCGAGCCAGGUCAAGAAGCAUUUAUCAACGCCACUUCGAUACGCCUCUAGCUAUUGGGCUCAACACUUGGCCAACCUGUCCAAGUCACAGCGUUGGGCUGUGGGGCUACACGACGAAGGCGAGAUUUACAAGUUCUUGACGACACAAUUUCUCUACUGGCUUGAAGCUUUGUGCCUGAUCGCCAAACCUGGGACCCCAAUCCGCGCCAUAAACCUUGUACUCGACUUGAUUGAUCCCAUCACCUCACCCAAAUUAGCCUCUCUUCUCGAGGAUGCUAAGCGGUUUGUCAUGAGCAACCAAUGGAUCAUCGAGAACGCUCCGCUCCAAAUAUACAUCUCGGCGCUCAUCUUCAGCCCCGCUCGAAGCCUUAUCAGAACCCAGUUCUCAGGUCUUAUUCCCGAGUGGAUACAGCAAAUGCCCAAAGUUGAGGAGCAGUGGAGCCCCGAGCUCUACGCCGUCGAGCUUGUUACACGGUACAUCAAAACUCUCACAUUCUCCCACGAUGGCAAGUUGUUGGGGGUUACAGCUCUGCAUCAAAGGGUUGAGGUAUGGGAUUCUCGUACAGGGACCAUACAAGCGACAUUUGAGGAAUCUGGUUUCGCGCCCACUCGGAUUGCAUUUUCUCCCCAUGACUCGGUUCUCGCAUUGUGGUCCGCGGACGGUUCUAUCAAGUUGUGGCAUCACCCGACAGGCGGGAAACUUGAGAUUGAGCCAGCAUUCAGCGGGGGUAACAAGAACCGUGACAAAAUGCUUGCGUUUACGGCGGACGGGAAAACGCUGAUAGCGUUGACGCACCAGGGCGGUCCCGUGAGAAGAUGGUCUUUGGCAUGUCAACGCCCGGGGGCUCUUUGGCCCCUUGUGUCGACAGUGGUUCAAGACGAUCGCCUACAGGAUCUGGGGCAGAUUGUCCCUACCGAAGGGAUUCUGCGCCCCUCGGUUUGGGAUAUCCAAGAUCGCGCGCCAUCCUCGAGGGGACGCGAUACAUCUAGCAUAUACGUACGAGAUGCGGCAUUCUCAGCCCGCAACGAGGUGCUCGUGUUUGGUUGGAAAGACGAUUCGGACAAGACGGACGACCAACUUGAAGGGAUCGUUCUUUGGUCGGAAAAGUCGCAACGCACUAUCCGCACUUUCAACCAUUUCUGUGACCCGUUCGCAAUCUCGAAAGAUGGAAAUUUCGGUGCCUCCUUCUCUUCUCACACAUCUCUAGACAGCUGGGAGCUGAGUGUUUGGGAUGUGCAAACGGGCAAUGUAUUGACAACAAUGCCUUUGGUUCUUGGCCAACUGCCAGAUACGAUUGCCGUGUCACACAUACCGGGAGAUGGAAUCAAGCUUUUUACUUGUUGGUCUAACGGAGCAUCCAACCGCGGCAGGUUCUUUUAUUUCGACUUGGCUUCAGCCUCGCCAUUGACACCUUCCUGGGACCUCCCUACCAUCAUCACGGAUCCCGGUGGUCCUGGCAUCGAAGUCUCUGGGGACUCACAAUACCUAGCAACGGUAAUCGGCGAUGCCGUCCAGGUGUGGGACCUGCAGGCUAUAUUGUCCAUGAAGCGCGAGGAGACUAGCUUGUCUCCGAGCUCAAACAUAGAGUCCGUUAGUCUCCUCUCGGAUGACCGGGUGGGCAUCAUCUCUUGGACCUAUACAGGCAUAUCAUAUGCUAUCUGGGAUAUCUCGACCGGAUCCUGUUCCGAAACACAUUACACCUGGGGGAACCCCUUUAUGGGCCCCACAUCGAAGCCGAUCUUCUCUCUAGACGGCCAGCUUGUGGCUCUGCAGAAAGGGAACUUUGGGGAGGAGCAUAUUGUUGUCUCGAACACAAACAUGACACAAGUCUAUGCUAGCUUUGACUUGGAUGGCGAGGUUUGGUUUUCUGAUGAUAGCCAGGUCCUCGCAAUUUUGGGUAGUGGGAGGAGAAACAUCCGCUUUUUCCGGAGAGAGGGGUGGGAAAAUAAGGUGACGCUCACGAUUGACAAACAUGAGACAUUGGUUUACGUCUCCUUGUCCCCCACGGCCGACUUUGCGAUCGUCGUGGUGAACAUCGGCGAAGAAGGGGGGGAAGACCAAGAAGUUGGGGGAGCCCUGCGCUUAUAUAACUUGGCCACCGGCAAUCUCCUCGCAGCCUCCGUGGUUGGUCGCCAGGUGGAGACAAAGAAUAUGUGGCUUAAAGGUGUUUUAAAAAGCCCGAACAUUGCAUUUUCAUCUUCGGGGAACAAAUUUGCAUUCCAGCCGGCUUGGAAUUUCUAUAUGGAUCGGAGUUUACAGCCAGACUGGGAGAAGGUCAGCGACAUAACCAAGCUCACGAUGGUCGACACGUCAUCGGGGCAGAUCAGGGACGUGAAUAUACCGAGACCACUGUCGGAAAUUUUAGGGGAAUCGCUUUUCAAACACACAUCAACGGUCGUAUUCAGCAAAGACGGCAGUCGUGUCGCAAGUCUUCUUAGUUUUUGCCCUGGACGUGCACAUAUCGCGGUCAUUGACCCUAGAACUGGCCAACAGAUCCAAACAGUUCUGGCAGACUCUCAUAUCAACAAUCUAGCCAUCUCAACAACCGGAUUGGUUGCUGGCGUAUCUCCCAGAGGCUAUGAACAGAAAAUCACAGUCAUUAGUCUUUGGGAUGAGAGAUCUGGAGGGAAAAUAGGAAGUUACGAGAUUGACGCCAUACCAAAGGGAAUUCAAUUUGACAGCGAGUCAGGCUGCCUAGUUGAUCUCAUUGGCCGCUUGCCACUCCCGAGAUCGGACGAUCACGCCAUCGAACCCGAUGGCGUUACCAAGGACAAUCAUUUCUGUCUCCAUGUCACGGAUGAGUGGAUUUCACAGGGAUUUGAGAGGUUGAUCUGGCUUCCUAUGAGAUUUAGACCGUCUUCGAACCGUGACGCUGUUCAGGUCAGCGGGGAGAGAGUGGUGAUUGGAGCGAGUGGGAAGUUGAUCUGCAUGGAGUUAGAUCUCGCGAAGUGGCGCUAGAAGGCUGUAUCAAACUUCAAUAUCUGUAAAUUAGUCUAGGCUAGGUGGAACUUGGUGAGGACUGUCAAGCUGCC